AUGGACAAAUACCUUCUAAUAGCUGCUUGCAUUUGCUUUAUAUUCUCAUUUUUACAAUCUUCAUGUAAUGCAGCUUCUUACAAUGUGGUUAGGUUUGGUGCUAGAGCUGAUGGUCGAACCGACUCAAGCCAGGCCUUCACAAGAGCUUGGAGAGCGGCCUGCGCAUCAUGGAGUUCGUCCACGGUUUACAUCCCUAAGGGCACCUUCAUGACUAGGCCCGUCGUGUUUAGUGGACCAUGCAGGAAUAGGAUCUUGUUUCAAAACAAUGGCAAACUUGUUGCACCACCAAAUUAUCAGGAUAUGGGGUACUCCGGGUUCUGGAUACUAUUCACUAAGGUUAAUAGGUUAACCGUUCGUGGAGGAACCAUUGAUGCCAGAGGUUCCAGAUUCUGGGCUUGUAGACGAUCUGGCAGUCGUUGCCCACCUGGAGUAAGAUCAAUAACAUUCAUGUGGUCAAACAAUGUGUUGGUUAGCGGGCUAAAGUCUUUGUACAGCCAACUCAUCCAUGUUGCCGUGAGCCGAUGCAACAACAUUAUUUUCCAACAUAUGAACAUUAUAGCCCCAAGCCGCAGCCCAAAUACAGAUGGUUUCAUUAUUCAAUCAUCUACUGGUGUUACCAUUAGGAACAGUCUAAUCAAGACUGGAGACGAUUGCAUUGCAAUUGGUCCUGGUUCUAAGAAUGUAUGGAUCGAGAAAAUAGCUUGUGGCCCUGGUCACGGUAUUAGCAUAGGUAGCCUGGGGAAUAGUUUUAAUGAAGCUGGCGUUCAAAAUGUAACAGUAUCGAAUGUUGUAUUUACCAAAACACAAAAUGGGGUGCGAAUUAAAUCAUGGGCUCGGGAUAGCAAGAGCUAUGCAACAAAUGUGGAGUUCAGGAACAUUAUAAUGAUUGCUGUCGACAAUCCAAUUAUCAUAGAUCAGAUUUAUUGCCCAAGUAACCGAUGCCCACGUGAGACGUCUGGAGUCGAAGUGAGCAAUGUAAGAUAUAGCAACAUAAGAGGGACAUCAACAACACCUGAAGCUGUGAAGUUCCAAUGCAGUGUGAGCAAUCCUUGCAGAGGUAUUCGGAUGCGUCAUAUCAGACUAACAACGCCAAAUCGAGUAACCACUUCAACCUGUGAAAAUGUGCAUGGUUCGGCUUCAGGCAUAUUAGUUCCCAGAAGCUGUUUCUGA
This is a messenger RNA of Erigeron canadensis, 1170 nucleotides long. RefSeq names its product polygalacturonase-like. The transcript is spliced from 4 exons. The coding region runs from base 1 to 1170 and encodes 389 amino acids. Gene Ontology annotation, molecular function: polygalacturonase activity. Gene Ontology annotation, biological process: carbohydrate metabolic process. NCBI's taxonomy places the organism in Eukaryota, Viridiplantae, Streptophyta, Magnoliopsida, Asterales, Asteraceae. The record is from RefSeq and is a predicted model, not a curated record.